Messenger RNA from Lipotes vexillifer (Yangtze River dolphin), 842 nucleotides. It is a transcript of the gene RNF114, whose product is annotated as ring finger protein 114. Gene Ontology annotation, biological process: protein polyubiquitination; ubiquitin-dependent protein catabolic process. The record is from RefSeq and is a predicted model, not a curated record. NCBI's taxonomy places the organism in Eukaryota, Metazoa, Chordata, Mammalia, Artiodactyla, Lipotidae. The transcript is spliced from 6 exons. The coding region runs from base 15 to 701 and encodes 228 amino acids. Gene Ontology annotation, molecular function: ubiquitin protein ligase activity.
UCAGCGGCAGCAAGAUGGCGGCGCAACCGCAGGACCGUGAUGGUGGUUCGCAGCUGGCAGGGCCGGCGGCGGAGGCCGACCCCCUGGGCCGCUUCACAUGUCCCGUGUGCCUAGAGGUGUACGAGAAGCCGGUGCAGGUGCCCUGUGGACACGUCUUUUGCUCUGCAUGCCUGCAGGAAUGUCUGAAGCCGAAGAAGCCUGUCUGUGGGGUGUGUCGCAGCACUCUGGCACCUGGCGUCCGAGCCGUGGAGCUCGAGCGGCAGAUUGAGAGCACAGAGACUUCUUGCCAUGGCUGCCGUAAAAAUUUCUUCCUAUCCAAGAUCCGUGCACAUGUGGCUACCUGUUCCAAAUACCAGAAUUACAUCAUGGAAGGUGUGAAGGCCACCACCAAGGAUGUGUCCCUUCAGCCAAGAAAUGUCCCAAACCGUUAUACUUUCCCUUGUCCUUACUGCCCCGAGAAGAAUUUUGACCAAGAAGGACUUGUAGAACACUGCAGGUUGUUGCAUAGCACGGACACCAAAUCUGUGGUUUGUCCGAUAUGUGCCUCGAUGCCCUGGGGAGACCCUAACUACCGCAGCGCCAACUUCAUAGAGCACAUCCAGCGCCGGCACCAGUUUUCUUACGACACUUUCGUGGAUUACGACGUGGAUGAGGAGGACAUGAUGAACCAGGUGCUGCAGCGCUCCAUCAUCGACCAGUGAGCAGACUCUGCUGGGGCUCAUGUUCCAGAGCUUCCAUUACGUGUUCCGCGGGAAAUGUGUGACUCCUCCACCUAAAUGUACAACAGACCUGGAAGUGAGCCGUGGUAUUAGGACAGGGUCACUUCCGACGGGGAAUAGGUC